Messenger RNA from Balaenoptera musculus (blue whale), 3140 nucleotides. RefSeq names its product Fc receptor like B (gene FCRLB). Gene Ontology annotation, biological process: cell surface receptor signaling pathway; negative regulation of immune response. NCBI's taxonomy places the organism in Eukaryota, Metazoa, Chordata, Mammalia, Artiodactyla, Balaenopteridae. The transcript is spliced from 6 exons. Gene Ontology annotation, molecular function: transmembrane signaling receptor activity. The record is from RefSeq and is a predicted model, not a curated record. The coding region runs from base 1 to 1281 and encodes 426 amino acids.
AUGUGGGAACUGACAGCCCUCCUGCUCCUGGUUCCAAGCAGUGGGCAAGCUGCUACUCUGGAGAAGCCCAUAUUGUCUCUACACCCACCCUGGACCACAAUCUUCAAGGGGGAAAGGGUAACCCUGCGGUGUGAUGGGUACCACCCUCUGCUCCUGGAGCUCCGACCCAGCAGCACUCUCUGGUAUUUGGGCCACCUACUCCUGCCCUCUCACAAGAAGAGCAUCGAGGUGCAGACACCAGGGGUGUAUCGAUGCCAGACACGGGGAGCACCUGUCAGUGACCCCAUCCACCUCUCUGUAUCCAAUGACUGGCUGAUCCUGCAAGUACCCUAUGCUGCGGUGUUCGAGGGCGAGCCGCUGGUCAUGCGCUGCCGCGGUUGGUACGACAAGGUCGUCUACAAACUUCACUACUACCACGAUGGCCAACCCGUGCGCUACUUCCACUCCAGCGCCAACUACACGGUGCCCCAGGCGCGCGCCAGCGACAGCGGGCGCUACCAGUGCUCCGGCACCAUGCGCAUCCCGGUGGAGAGCGCGCCCAUGUUCUCCGCCAAGGUGGCCGUGACCGUGCAAGAGCUGUUCCAGGCGCCGGUGCUGAGGGUGAUGGGCCGGGUGGAGACUCGCGGCGCGGCCCUCGGCGGAGUGGUCUUGCGGUGCGAGACGCUCCUGCACUCUCAGAAGCGCGACACGCCGCUGCAGUUCGCCUUCUACAAGUACAGUCGCGCCGUGCGCCGCUUCGACUGGGGCGCCGAGUACACCGUCCCCGAGCCCGAGGUCGAGGAGCUGGAAUCGCACUGGUGCGAGGCUGCUACGGCCACCCGCAGCGUCCGGAAACGCAGCCCUUGGCUGCAGCUUCCGGGGCGGGGUUCUCCCCUGGACGUGGCGUCCACCACCGUCCCGGUCCCACAGGCCGCGGCUUUGGCGCCCGGUAACAAGCCGCUUUCCUUCAGAAAGCCCCCGCUGUCCAGAUCGGUCCCGUCGGUCACCUCCGUCCCUAACACCCCCUCAGCCGGGCUGCUGUUCCCCGCGGGCGGAGCCCCCACUGCUGGGCCACCGGCCUGCGCUCCGCUGACCCCCUUGGAACAAACCACUGGAGCCCUAAAACCCGACGUGGACCUUCUGCUCCGAGAAAUGCAGCUGCUCAAAGGCCUUCUCAGCCGGGUGGUCCUGGAAUUAAAGGAGCCACAGGCCUUCCCAGAGCCCAGGGACACACUCGAGAUCCCCGCUUCCCACUUUGCUGUGAGUCAGGGAACCCCUGAGACCGCUGCUGUGGGGAGCUGAGGGAGGGGGUGGCUACUGCCCCCUCUCCAGGCGUAUCCAUCCCUGGUCUCUCCUGCUUCCCAUCACGUGGAGACCCUACAAAGCCGUCUCUGUUUGCAUCCCUCUGUCUUACUGUGGCUUAUAAAGUGUGGUGGCUGCCAUGUCCGUCUAACACAGCACAUCCUUGUAACCACAAGGCCUUCCCUCUGAUGGCCUCCUUCCCCUCACAGAUUUCAGUAAGGAAGGAGAAACCUGUUAUUUACUACUUUGAGGUAUAUGUUUGGAAGUUGAAUUCAGUCAUCCUUAGCUUUUCAUAUAAAUCCACCCAACAUGUAUUUCAGCACAGGCAAUUUUUUGGUACUUAAGGUUAUUUGGUACUAAGCUCUUUGGAACGUCUAAGGGUCAAGUUGUAAUUAUUCAUCAUGAAUUUAAUGUUAAAUUUUAAAAGACUUUCAGUUCUGUUUCUGAUGAGUGUAUACCCUCAAAGUCCUGGGCUAGUUUUAGAGAGGGAAAGGGACCUGUGUGGGCCUCCAUUCCAGGUUACAAGGGUCAGCAUACUGUUAGACUCACCCAGAUGCACCUCCUGCACCAACAUAGCUAGACAGGCUGAUGGGCUCUGGUGGCAGCAGGCAGGCCAUGCUCACUUUAGCCUAACUAAACAAGAGGUAUUAUUAGCAUCAAGAAAUCUCUUUGAAGAAAGUUUAAGACAAAUUCUCAAAAUUGCUGAAUUCUAGUUUUUAGCAGGUUCUUACCUCCCUAAGAGCCAUUCCAACACUAACAUACAAUUCAAUUUUUAUAAGUCCCUCAUCUGCCUACUAAAACUAUUGGUUUUCUGCAAGUCUGGUGUGAAUUAUUCCCAGGAGGUUUAUUUCUCAUUGGGUCCUUACCCUUCAUCAGUUAACCUUUACUGCUAAGGCUUAGAACUGAUAACAACUCAACCCUCCCAUCCUUCUACUUGAUACAUAUUCAGUCACAAUGCAAUUUCCCAUUUCUUUUUGAACAAUUAACCAGAAUAACAUCAACAUCCUUCAUCCUUUUCUUCUUAGUAUUAUCUUCACCAUGUUAUUACUGCAAAGUCACUGAAAUUAUAAAAAAGAGAGAGGCAGGUGGGUACACACAUAAAUUACAGUGCAAUGUGAUAAGUGCUCUAUGAAACACUGGGAAUUCAGAGGAGGAAACUGAAUCUUGAACGAAGAGCAAGAUUUCACCAAGUAGAGAUGUGAAAAGAUUGAGGGGCAGGGCAUGCAGGCUGAGGGUGCAAAGGCAAAGAGACAUAAAAGACCAUGGUGUGUUUGUAGACCUGCAAAUAAUUGAAAGUGGUUGGAGAAGUAUGUGUAUUUAUGCAUGUGUGUGUGGGGGGGGUGUAUUUUAGGGAGAAGGUGGCAGGAGAUGCACAUGGGGAAGUAGAAAGGGAUCAGAACAUGAAAGUCUUGUUAAGAGGUUCUUUAACCUGUUGGAUAUUUGGGACGGAUAUUUGGAAGCAUUCCUUAUUGAGGGCAUCAAUAAGCCUUACUGGAGGAGAAGCUAAUUUAAAAUUACAAAAGAGCAAUCAAAUAAACUGAUCUCAGUGGACACUUGCUUAACCCUGAGGAGGUAUGUCCAGGCCCUAUAAUCCAGUACUGGGGUUCUGGUUUACAAGGGUCUUUGUGGUUCUGAUUUCCAGCUUUCUAAUGCAGGCUUAGCUCACUUCUCAGAACUCUCCCUUCAGCAAACCUUCCCUGGCUAACCCCACUCUACUCCCGUGGCCCCUGAAGUUUCUGCCAUCCCUGAUCUAGAUAGGAAGUGACUAGCAUUAGUAUCAAGAGUCUAGGUAAUCAAAGAAUCGAGUCAUUGAAAAAAAAUCAGUUGAUAUGUAUAACUGAUUCACUUUGCUGCACGGC